This is a messenger RNA of Zophobas morio, 501 nucleotides long. RefSeq lists its product as uncharacterized. The transcript has 4 exons. NCBI's taxonomy places the organism in Eukaryota, Metazoa, Arthropoda, Insecta, Coleoptera, Tenebrionidae. The record is from RefSeq and is a predicted model, not a curated record. Bases 63 to 467 code for a protein of 134 amino acids.
UAUCACUUGACUAGAAACAACUUUGCCAGUAGCUUGCAUUUACACAAUAAAUAAAUAUCAAUAUGAGCAAGAUGUUUUUGGUUAUAAUUUUGUCCAUACAACUACUAACAGUUAUGGCUUUUUACCCCGAAAGUUACGAUGUUGACAUCUAUGCUAUGAUAAAAAGAAGUUUGUAUUUACAAAACAUACUGGAAGAUAGUUGUCAACUAAAAAUGUGUCGCCCAGAUUUUUGGUGCGUGGAGAAAGAAAAACCAAUUAAAAUUCAUCAAUUAAUUAAUAGAAAUGAACAGCUGAUUAUGUCAGAUGACAACGAGACGAGUGUGACGUGCAUAUUUUGUUUCAAUCCAGAAAAGUUUGAACCCGCAAAAACAAAAAUGCAGGAGAAAGAGGUGCAACUUUUCAGGAGUGAUAAUGAUUGCUACAAUUUUAUAACUAAAAGAGUGCCAGACGGAUGCAAUUGUUCUUAGUUGAACCAUUAACAAUGUUAAAACUAUAAAAACA